Molecule: messenger RNA, 3171 nt
Organism: Arvicanthis niloticus (Nile rat)
Lineage: Eukaryota; Metazoa; Chordata; Mammalia; Rodentia; Muridae
Gene: Plod1
Product: procollagen-lysine,2-oxoglutarate 5-dioxygenase 1
Biological process (GO): peptidyl-lysine hydroxylation
Cellular component (GO): endoplasmic reticulum
Molecular function (GO): iron ion binding; L-ascorbic acid binding; procollagen-lysine 5-dioxygenase activity
Source: RefSeq, a predicted model, not a curated record
GGCCCAGUGCGUGGCAGCGCCCGCCGGCCCCGUCGCGAAGUUUCCAGUUCAGCUUGUGUCUCGGUGCCGGCGGAUUGUCCCGGAGACUCGGCUAUGCGGUCCCUGCUGCUCCUGGUCCCGCUGGCCUGGCUUCUUUUGGCCCAGGCGAAGGACGACGGCAAGCUGGAGGACAACCUUUUGGUCCUCACUGUGGCCACAAAAGAGACCGAGGGCUUCCGCCGCUUCAAGCGUUCAGCCCAGUUCUUCAACUACAAGAUCCAGUCACUGGGCCUGGGGGAGGACUGGAGCCUGGAUGGAGGACCAUCAGCAGCAGGUGGAGGACAGAAGGUUCGGCUGCUGAAGAAGGCACUGACAAAGCAUGCAGACAAGGAAGACCUGGUUAUUCUCUUUGUUGAUAGUUAUGAUGUCGUGUUUGCCUCGGGACCCCGCGAACUCUUAAAGAAGUUCCAGCAGGCCAAGAGCCAGGUGGUCUUCUCAGCAGAGGAGCUCAUCUAUCCGGACCGGAGGCUGGAGGCCAAGUAUCCCACAGUCUCUGAUGGCAAGCGAUUCCUGGGCUCUGGAGGCUUCAUUGGUUAUGCCCCCAGCCUCAGCAAACUGGUGGCCGAGUGGGAUGGCCAGGACAGUGACAGCGACCAGCUCUUUUAUACCAAGAUCUUCUUGAACCCAGAGAAGAGGGAGCAAAUCAAUAUCAGCCUGGACCAUCGCUGCCGAAUCUUCCAGAACCUGGAUGGAGCCUUGGAUGAAGUCGUCCUCAAGUUUGAGAUGGGCCAUGUGAGAGCACGGAAUCUGGCCUAUGACACCCUCCCGGUGGUCAUCCAUGGCAAUGGGCCCACCAAGCUGCAGCUGAACUACCUGGGCAACUACAUUCCUCGCUUCUGGACCUUCGAGACGGGCUGCACCGUGUGUGACGAGGGCCUACGAAGCCUCAAGGGCAUUGGGGAUGAAGCUCUCCCCACUGUCCUGGUCGGUGUGUUCAUUGAACAGCCGACACCAUUUCUGUCCUUGUUUUUUCUGCGGCUGCUGCGCCUACGAUACCCUCAGAAACAGAUACGCCUCUUCAUUCACAACCAAGAACAGCACCACAAGCUUCAGGUAGAGCAGUUCCUGGCGGAGCACGGCAGUGAGUACCAGUCUGUGAAGCUAGUGGGUCCUGAGGUGCGAAUGGCCAACGCAGAUGCCAGGAACAUGGGCGCAGACCUGUGUCGCCAGGACCAAACCUGCACCUACUACUUCAGUGUGGAUGCUGACGUGGCUCUGACUGAGCCGAACAGCCUGCGGCUCCUGAUCGAGCAAAACAAGAAUGUCAUUGCGCCACUCAUGACGCGCCAUGGGAGGCUCUGGUCCAACUUCUGGGGGGCACUGAGUGCAGAUGGGUACUAUGCCCGCUCGGAGGACUACGUGGACAUUGUGCAGGGACGUCGUGUCGGUGUCUGGAACGUGCCUUACAUCUCGAACAUCUACCUGAUCAAGGGCAGUGCCCUGCGGGCCGAGUUGCAGAACGUCGACCUUUUCCACUACAGCAAGCUGGAUCCCGACAUGAGUUUCUGCGCCAAUGUCCGACAGCAGGAGGUGUUCAUGUUCCUGACCAACCGGCAUACCUUUGGCCACCUGCUGUCCCUGGAUAACUACCAGACCACCCACCUGCAUAAUGAUCUCUGGGAGGUGUUCAGCAACCCUGAGGACUGGAAAGAGAAGUACAUUCACGAGAAUUACACCAAGGCUCUGGAGGGGAAGCUGGUGGAGACGCCUUGUCCAGAUGUCUACUGGUUCCCUAUCUUCACGGAGGCAGCCUGUGAUGAGCUGGUGGAAGAGAUGGAACACUAUGGCCAGUGGUCUCUGGGUGAUAACAAGGACAACCGUAUCCAGGGUGGUUAUGAAAAUGUGCCCACUAUUGACAUCCACAUGAACCAGAUCACCUUCGAGGGGGAGUGGCACAAGUUCCUGGUGGAGUACAUUGCCCCCAUGACGGAGAAGCUGUACCCUGGCUACUACACCAGGGCCCAGUUUGAUCUAGCCUUCGUGGUCCGCUAUAAGCCCGAUGAGCAGCCUUCCCUGAUGCCUCACCACGAUGCCUCCACCUUCACCGUCAACAUAGCCCUGAACAGGGUUGGGGAAGAUUAUGAGGGCGGAGGUUGCCGAUUUCUGCGCUACAACUGCUCCGUGAGAGCCCCAAGGAAGGGCUGGGCCCUCAUGCAUCCUGGGCGGCUCACACACUAUCACGAAGGGCUUCCCACUACCAAGGGUACCCGCUACAUUGCUGUGUCCUUCGUCGAUCCAUAACUGCCCAGUGCCUGCCUCUGUUCAACCUAUCUCUUCAUUGACAACCACUGCCUAGCAGCCCCUGGGGCCAAGGAAGCCAAUCCAGCCUCUGAUUCCUGAAUUCCUGUUGCUCUUGAAGCCUCUGGUUGUAAGGAUUGGGUGCAGACCAGAGAUAGGGCGUCCCCUCCAAGAUUGGGGCUGCCCAUGGUGCUCCCACCAGUCUCAGGAGAUGGUGGUAAUGUUCAUCUUCCUGGAGUUCCCAGCCCUCCUUCUUCCUCUGACUUCCCCUGGGGCUAGACUUCUGCCGGAGCUGCCUGGGAUGCUGGAGAGUCAGAAGCUUUGCCUAGAGUACCUCUGGAAGAGCUAGCCCCCAGGAUUCUGUUUCAAGUUUCAGUGCCACCAAGAUCUGGGUCAGCCCACCUACAGCAACUCCACCUCUGAACCUAGGACUGUUGGUGCCUUCUCUUCCAGGUUUUUAUCACCAGAGCAAAUAGUUGUCUCUAUUGAGACUGUAACUCGAAAUCCUCCCAGAGGGGCAGGAAAGACAUCUGUGACAAUGUUUGGUUCUCUACUGAUCCUGCUUGGGGGAGGGACAUAUGUCCACACUGUACUGGGUCACCCUGUCCCGAUGCCUCUGGAGACAGGGACAGAGAUGAGAGUUCUAUUAAAUGUUGUUCAAACCACUGUAUGAGAGAAGCCUGGGGUGGGGCAGCAUACACGUGACUGGCAGAUCACAGCAGGGGGUGUUGUGACAUUCUGUGGCUGGAGGGACAGGCUGUCAGUAGACUGUGGGACUCCUGUUUCUCAAACCCAGUGCCUUGCGACCUCUAGGGUUCAUUUGUGUUUUAUAAAACUCUCUGCUAUGAACUGGGAACUGGCUGAGACAUAUUGUUUCAGUUGCCGAGACCUGCA